Hevea brasiliensis (rubber tree) is the source of this 483-nucleotide messenger RNA. Its product is annotated as major allergen Pru ar 1-like. Gene Ontology annotation, cellular component: cytoplasm; nucleus. Gene Ontology annotation, molecular function: protein phosphatase inhibitor activity; abscisic acid binding; signaling receptor activity. The transcript has 2 exons. The record is from RefSeq and is a predicted model, not a curated record. NCBI's taxonomy places the organism in Eukaryota, Viridiplantae, Streptophyta, Magnoliopsida, Malpighiales, Euphorbiaceae. Gene Ontology annotation, biological process: abscisic acid-activated signaling pathway; defense response. Bases 1 to 483 code for a protein of 160 amino acids.
AUGGGUGUUGUAACUUUUGAGAGGAAAAUUACUACUUCAAUCACCCCAGCCAGGAUUUUCAAGGUUCUUGUCCUGGAAGCUGACGAUGCCAUCCCUAAGAUUCUGCCUCAGGUCGUUAAGAGUGUGGAGAUCCUGGAAGGAGAUGGAGGGCCUGGAACGAUCAAGAAGACUAACUUUGCAGAAGGUAGCGAAUCCAAGUUUAUUAAGACCAAAAUUGAAGUAAUGGACAAAGAUAAUUUGACGCAUUGCUAUAGUGUAAUUGGAGGCGAUCAAUGGAAUGAUGUGCUUGAGAAAAUUUCGUAUGAGACCAUAGUAGUGGCUGCUCCUGAUGGAGGAUCUAUUAUCAAAACUAGCAGCAAGUACUACCCCAAAGAAAAUUAUGAAAUCAUUCAAGACCAAGUCAAGGCCGGAGCACAGAAGGCAUUGGAAUUUUUUAAGGCCGUUGAAGCCUAUCUCUUGGCUAAUCCUGAUGCCUUUAAUUGA